GGAUCUGUGACGAGACUUCUACUUACUCGAAAUGAUGAGAUGUUGGAGCCAAGCGCAAUCCCAUCGUUGGCACUCGAAGUUCAUCGCCAAUCUCAUCGUUUGCUCAGUUUUAUACGCGUUUUUCUAAGGAAAAAUUAUGACCGUUUUCUCCAAGCUAGUACCGACAGUCAUAAGUGCAUACAUUCUGCAAACAGCGUGUGCACUUACCUUUGUUCCUCAGGCCAACGAAAAGUUUUACGAUCUCUCUGGUGCAAUCGGCUUCCUUACCACGACCUUCGUAUCUCUUUAUUAUCCGACACUCAAGGCUCGUUUCUGGGAUGGUAUUCCUAUGUCAUUUCCCCCUAUCACCAGCUUCGCUCCUCGCCAGCUACUCGUAAGUGCUGCCCUUGGAGUGUGGAGUGUCAGGCUGGGCAGCUUUUUGGCCAUGCGUGCAAUUAAGGCAGGUGGGGACUCUAGAUUCGAUAGGAUUAAGCAUGAUCCCAAAAAAUUUACCUAUUAUUGGAUGGCACAAGCAACUUGGAUCUGCCUCGUCGGUCUUCCUGUUUACUUGACGAACGCUCUUCCAGCGGCUUUGCAUCCUCCCUUGGGACCGCGUGAUUACGCUUCUGUAGGUCUUAUCGCGGGGUCACUCAUGCUUGAGGUCCUCGCCGACCGUCAAAAAUCUGCUUGGCGUCACCGGAAAGAUAAUAAAUUGCACGAUGAAAAAUUCAUAACCAGAGGUUUAUGGAGCGUGAGCAGGCAUCCCAAUUAUGUGGGCGAGGUUGGUAUUUGGACAGGCGUUUGGGCGCUCUCGACUGCGUCGCUUCAGACAGCCCAUUAUCCCAUCGGUUCUGUUGUUCUCGCUGUUGCUAGUCCUGUGUUUACUUAUCUUCUAACGCGAUACGCAUCCGGUGUACCUCCACUUGAAAGAGCUGGGGACAAAAAAUUUGGGGAUGAUCCGAAGUGGCAGGAGUAUAAGAGGACUGUUCCUAUCUUCUUCCCUUGGGGAGGUGUUCAAUGAUCCCUGCGAUGUCUGAAACAAACGGUUGGCGAGUUUAAUGGUCUUGGUCCUUGUAACGUUUAUGGUUAUUAGGUAGUGUAUUUGUAGCGAGUUGGCAUGUGUUUUCUCCAUUUGAGUCGAACAUCAUGAUCACGGUGUCUUUGUCAAUUGCGGUAUGUGUAUACGUGUCUAUAUGUAUAUGUAGAUACAUAUUUUCCACCUCACGAUCUGUGGACUCUGACAUGAGUCUUCUCUGAACAUUUUCAAUAUUUCGCAU
Serpula lacrymans var. lacrymans S7.9 is the source of this 1256-nucleotide messenger RNA. RefSeq lists its product as uncharacterized. The transcript has 8 exons. The coding region runs from base 137 to 1000 and encodes 287 amino acids. NCBI's taxonomy places the organism in Eukaryota, Fungi, Basidiomycota, Agaricomycetes, Boletales, Serpulaceae. The record is from RefSeq and is a predicted model, not a curated record. Gene Ontology annotation, cellular component: membrane.